UCUGCAGAAAAUAUUUUCCCUUACGUCUCAAAUAUCAAAUAUACUUUUAUUACAGUUUAUUUGAACUUGAUAUUAUUCGCAAAGUGUUGAAAUACAGUUUCAAUUACUUUGAAGUCAAACUUUGGCCCUUCGUGUGUCGUUUCUCGUGUUUCUACUUCACAAUUCUGUAUCCUCGAGGUUUCGCGGGUUGGGAAAAUGGUGAUAGACCAAGUUCACGGCCUCCAGGCCACGUGUAUGAGUCUAAACGAACGGUUCAGCUUGUUCGCGGCGGCACCGGCACCGGCGCGGCCUCGCACGCCGCGGCGGAGGCCUUCCACCGGCGGCUUCUAUAGUGAUAACAUGAACAGGAACCUGAUUGAACAGAUCGCCCGCCGUUUGGAGCAACAGGCUAAACGGCAAACCCUCCGUCAGAGGCUCGGUUUCGGCGCUGGGGCCCUGCGGCGGUUUGGCAGUGAGAGUAGCUUGCCGGGGCUCCGGCGCUCCAACAGCUUUGGUGACCUGAGCCAGCGAGGAGUCAAGAGCAGGAUUUCUUGGAGACAGUCCAAUGGAAACCUCAAUCGCUCGGCGUCGUUCGGAAACCUGUCCCGCGGAGUGUGGCGCGACCGCGGCUCGCGCGGGCUGCGCCGGCGCGUCGGCAAUCGGGUGCUGCGCGGGCGGCUCAGAGGCGGUAUGAACUUUGGUCGCUUGAAUCGCAUCGGAAGUAGACCGCUGCGCGGCCGCGGGGUGGGACGGGGCGGGCGGGGCGCGCGGCGCGGCGGGGGCCGGGGAGGGGGAGCGGGCUUCACGCGCGGCGCGGCGCGGGGACGCGGACGAGGUGGCAUAUCCCGGCAGACGCCCAAGCCCGUGCCCACGAGGGAGGAGCUGGACCUGCAGCUAGACCAGUACAUGGCCGGCACUAAGUCCGCCCUCGACAAGGAGCUCGACUCCUACAUGAAGAACGCCAUGGAGCUAGAGUGAAGUGACAGUGAAAACAAUAGAUUACAAUUACUUAUCCACUAGGA
Cydia amplana is the source of this 1001-nucleotide messenger RNA. Its product is annotated as chromatin target of PRMT1 protein-like. The transcript is spliced from 5 exons. NCBI's taxonomy places the organism in Eukaryota, Metazoa, Arthropoda, Insecta, Lepidoptera, Tortricidae. The coding region runs from base 196 to 957 and encodes 253 amino acids. The record is from RefSeq and is a predicted model, not a curated record.